AUGGAAGCCUCAGCGAGCUCCUCCUCUGAUGCAAUCGACGCGCUCCCUGCUGCUCUUUGGUUUCAAAUCUUCCAACAUCUGCACCUGCCGCCCUCCCGCCCGGACGGCCCUACAAUCCACGGCCAGAGGCACACUCUCAACCGUCUCACACCGUGGCAGCUGCAUGAUCUUGAGCUGUUCCGCUCUCGUAAGUUUUUUUCCCGCAAGCAAUUACGUCGCUUUGCAAGAGACACGCAGCGCGGAACCAGCGACCAUCGCGCUGAAGAGGGCUUUUCAGCCGGCGAGCAGUAUGAGAAGGACGCCCGCGCCUUUGGUGCCUCGUGGCCUCUGCUCUGCUGCGCUCUCGCCAGCAAGAGGCUUCUCCACCUCGUCGUUGCUUUCUCUCACAUCUCACUCGUGUACGAUGACCAGUACCCCCAGUGGAUGCAGACCAUCCGCUUCUUCCUCACCCGCCCGGGCCUCCACUCGCUUGACCUCCGCUUCCCCGACCCCGACCUACUUCACACCCCCUCCCUCGCUGCCUGCAUCGCUCGCUGCAGCUCCUCCCUCACGUCGCUCCGCCUGGAGCUCCAAGGCAAUGCAUUUUUUUCUCAAGAAGAAGCAGGAGGCAAAGGAAUGGACGCUGGGAUUUAUCAGCAGUUGCUCCCAGCUGCGGGAGUUGAACCUGGGGCGGGGCAUGUGGGUUCUGAACAAGCACUGCGCGGGUGCCCCGGGCUCAAAUUGAUCCGCAAGCUGACCUUGGAGAGUGUAGACUUCAAGAAUGUGAAUUUCCAUUUCCUCCAGUCCAUCACACCGCAGCUGCACGAGUUCACGCUCUACGAGGAGAAAGAAUUGAGUCUUGGUCCUCGCCUUGCCUCACGCAAUCUCGACUUUUCCUUCCCCAAUGCCCGCCUCCUUCGCUUCCUCUUUUCCAGCAAGGUGCUCAAUCUCACCCUCACCGUCUCUUCUACGCUCAAGACUCUCUCAGUGAUGGCCAAGUGGCUCGUGCUUUCCUGCACGAGCACCGUCCCUCUCACUCUCGACCACCUCUCGCUGUACGGCCAGGAGCGACUCGUUAUCUGCUCCCUCCUCCUCGCAUCCGUCAGGGUUGCUUACGUGGACCGACCUGAAAAUGUCCACGCGGACUUAUUCUGGACAGAUUGGCUUGCCACCAUAGCGCCGACAGUGGAGGUGCUUAUAGUGCCACACUGGGUGCCUAUUAAGGAGGUGAAUGCAGAGUGGAGGAGGCUGAGGAGCCUUGGGAUUGUCGUACGCACCAAGGGGAGGCAUUUAUGGGACAGGGAGGCCACUGUGGACAAAUUAAGAACGCUCACGGAUGAUGAGUUUGAAGAAUAUUUUGACGAGGAAGAAUUCGGGGGGGUUUUCGACUACCGGUAUAUAGAGGAUGAAUUUGCUGAUGAGUGGUACGAAAAGGCACGGGCACGUUACCGUGUGGAUUUGGAAGCCAGGCUCAGGCAGCAGCAGCAUGAGCAGAACGGGUUUGCCAAGCCCCCUUCCAUCCGCGCUCCGAAUCUGCGGUUUCUCUUCUUCCCCUCUCGCAAGGCGUGCGACGCCGCCACACUGGCUGCACUGCGGCAGGACUACCCCGCCCUGGCGCUCUACUGUGUGGUGGACCGCUCCUUCUAUUGGGAGAGGAAAGGAGCGAGCAUCAGCAAUGGGCCGCUGGAGCAUGUGAGGAGGGAGAAGAGUGGGGUGCUGCGGUGUUGGUAUACCAAGAAGCAGCAGCCGAAGAAUGUGAGGGAGAAGAUGCACAGUGUGAAUAGGAAACUGGCGGAGGGAUAUUGUGCUGAAGAAGAUGAGGAGCAUGCGUUCAAGUACGAUCGACAGUUCUAG
This is a messenger RNA of Closterium sp. Naga37s-1, 1833 nucleotides long. NCBI's taxonomy places the organism in Eukaryota, Viridiplantae, Streptophyta, Zygnematophyceae, Desmidiales, Closteriaceae. The record is from the annotation of a GenBank genome assembly.